GUACAUCUGCACCAACAAAAUAUGCUCCCUGCAAAGACAUUACCAGCACAGCAAGGUGUGGGAGACACUGCCAUCAUUUUGAGUGUGAAAACUGCCCCAUCUCUCCUGCCUGGCUUUAACUGAUUUCCCACGAUGUUUGCAAAAGCAACAAAGAAUUUUGUGAGAGAAACUGACAGUGGAGGUGACCUGAUCCCUGUCUCCCACUUGAACGCCUCAGACAAGCUGCAGCUUUUGAGCUUAGUUACGAAGAGGAGGAAAUUCUGGUGCUGGCAGAAGCCCAAGUAUCAUUUCUUGACAGUCACCCUGAGUGAUGUGCUUACUGAGGACAAACCAAUAAAACCAGUGAUUGUGGAGUCUGACUUUGCAAAAUAUAUGGGGAAGUUUGAAGAUUUUGUUCAAGGAAGUAUUGAAACAUCAUUUGUGAAGUUCAGCCUGGGAGCUGGAGGGAAAGGUUAUGUGGAAAACCAGUCCUCAUUUGGAAACCUGAGGAAGCAGGAGGUUGACUUGCAGCAGCUCAUGAAAGAUGUCAAGGACAGAACAAUAGAUCUAAACAGUAGUUUGCUGCAACAAGUAAUAGAAAGAAAACGUGAAGUGUUGUGCAUCUUGAGAGAAAAGAUAAUCACAACUCAGAGGUGUACAAUAUCUGAACAUAUCCAGACAGAAGAGAAAGUCAGUGGUGUGGUGGGAUGCACUGCAAAAACAAUAAAGGUUUCAGUAAGUGAGAAUGGAAGUCUGAUGAAGGAUUCUAGCGUGAUCCUUGAAAUUCCUCCUGCAACCACUAUUGCCUAUGGUGUAAUUGAACUGUUUAUAAAGCACAAUGGCCAGUUUGAGUUCUGUCUGCUAGAUGAACAGCAAGGAGGUUUUGAAAAAGAAAGUACAGAAGGCUCAGCUUCUCCCCAUUCAGUUCAAUUCAGAGAUGCUUCAUUCCUCUAUCAGCCAGAUGCUGUUGAUAAUGAGAUGUACUCUGGGGCUAAAAACCUCGUUCCCAGUGAUGCUUCUAUAACUAUAUUGAAACAAGAUCUGUCGCGGUUGAAGACCCAGUUCCAGCCCUUUGUGAAGCUUCCUGAAGACAAGCAAAGAGCUUUGUAUAAAACCCUUUGUGAACUCUUGCUCCAUGAGGAAAUGGUGACUGCCCUGGGGGACAUGUUGGAUGAUAUCUGCACAGGAGACAAGCCAGAUCUGGAGGAGUUAAAACUUGAAGAACAAAGAGACCUCCUUGAUUUCUUGCAGCUCUUAGGGUGCAGUUUAAAGAGUGAGCUGUUGUUGCAGAAAUAUCAGCCUCAGGAUGAAGAACUUUUCUCAGCUGCUCACCUUCUUAUCAGUGCUAUAUCUGAGCUGCCUGAUGACACCCUUGUGCUGCUGCGUGCCUGCUGCGAUCUUCAGCUUGUUCCAGCCUUGUGUUGUUUGCCUAACGUCGCUUCAUCCGAUGGCACUGUGGUGCUGAGCAGUCCUUUGGUGGCCGCUCUGGCUGACAGAGGAAGAUUUGAGGUCGUGCAAAGGCUGUUUGCUUCAUCAAACAUUAAUCUGGAGAUGACAGAGUCUUCUGUAAGAGCUGUAACCAUGAAAGAACCGAGAUUCUUCCCACUUGUUCUUUAUGUUGCACUGUAUGGAUUUCAUGCUUUAGGUGGGAAUGUAUAGGAGCUGUACUGAGUGUACAGUUCUUGCUGUAGCCUGUUGCUUCUUUUGUAGCUCUGUAAUUUUGGUGUGUUUGGGAUCAGCAGUGAAGCUCUUCUGUUGGUACUUAAUGCAGCACAGCCAGGAAUUAGGGUGACCAGGGGACUCUGCAGUUUCAGUGGAAAGUACAUAAAUAAGGGAUGAAGGGGAGAAAUUAAAAAAGAGAGCCAUGGGAGAGAAGCUGAACGUAGCUGCUCUGGUAGGUGUCAGAUCUGCAGGGCAGUGAAAGCCUGAUUGCUUGCAUUAAUAUGCAUGGGAAAAAGCAGCUAAGUACAAACUGCUUUUUGUAAGCAAGCAAACAGGCAGACCCUGGAAACCCAGGGUUCUGCAAUGCAGCAACUGCUUUUCUCCUUGAGCCUGGGUGUGCAGAAUGCCUUCACUCUGGAGCAAGUGCAAUGGAGGGCUCUUGAAAGGUACUCGAUUAGAUUCUCUUAAUUAUUGUUUGACUUUUACGGAUAUGAACUGCACACUGCAGGAAAUAACAAAGCCUCUUUUUCAACCACCAAGACCCACUUCAGGGAUUCAUACCUCUGUACAGCAUUCUGUUUUCUGGUAUGUUUUUACUUGUGUUAGCAAGUUUCAGCUGCAUUCUGAACUUUGGCAUGGCAAUGCCUUCUGGUGUGUGCACAUGAAGGGUCCCUGCUGCACACCACAGAAAUGAUCAUUUUACCAUAUGACAUUUUCAAUGCAGAUAUUUUGCUUGUUUCUUUGACUAACAGAAAAGUAUUAGUAAAGCACUAUGUGCUUGAACUAUUUUGCAUGUUUUUUCAUCAUAAUUUUUUAUAAUCAUGGAUGGUACAGAAAUGCAGCAGAGAUCACUGUAAAUGUGGGUUUGGGAAGAUGUUCCAAGUAGGUGGAGUAUCAGUUGAGAUGGCUGAGAGACAAAUGAGCAGGCACCUGUGUGGGGGUGAUCAGUAACCAGGCCCUGCAGCGUAGCUGGUGGGUAGGAGUUCUGCUCGCUUCCCUGCUCUAUUCCCUCAUGGCCUUGAGCAGAUUGUCUAAGAGGCCUUUAAAAAAUCACAUCAGUUCAGCUUUCCAUGAGGACAUGGAAUUUGCAGGAAAGCACCACGGUGCCUCUCCACUGCCUGGGAGCUCAGGUAGCUCUGCACGCUGGGCCGUGGGCGUUUCUGCAGCUCAUCUGUUCAGGGAAGCUCAUGGUGUUGCCGGAACUUUGUGCUGGUGUAGAAGGAAAGAUCCUUGAGGAGCUGAAGCAUGGAACUCUGCUUCUGGGAGCAGUGUGUAAGUGGGACAGUUGUCUUUUUACCUAUCACUUCUAAGAGUCACCUCUGUAAUGAGUUUACGAAAACUUUCUAUUAAAUGCUAUAGAAAAAACAAUAGAAUAACUUACA
Molecule: messenger RNA, 3023 nt
Organism: Zonotrichia albicollis (white-throated sparrow)
Lineage: Eukaryota; Metazoa; Chordata; Aves; Passeriformes; Passerellidae
Gene: GSDME
Product: gasdermin E
Biological process (GO): programmed cell death
Cellular component (GO): cytoplasm
Source: RefSeq, a predicted model, not a curated record